This is a messenger RNA of Lachancea nothofagi CBS 11611, 1893 nucleotides long. NCBI's taxonomy places the organism in Eukaryota, Fungi, Ascomycota, Saccharomycetes, Saccharomycetales, Saccharomycetaceae. The record is from the annotation of a GenBank genome assembly.
AUGUCUUCGAAGAAGUCAGUGGUUCCAGGUGUUGACAAAGUCAAAAGGCGUACGAGAGCGGCAUGUUCAAGAUGCAGUAUUCAAAAGAUCAAAUGCCAAGGGGACACACCACCGUGUAGGGCAUGCGUGUUGUCCAACCACGAAAGCGCAUGCUCGUUCCCUUUGAGACCACGCAAGAUUGUUAUAUUCGAUGCGGAUUUAAAGAAGCUAGAGGAGCGAAUCAAGGAUCUCGAGUCUGAGUGCUCGCGCUUAAGAAGUAUCGCAGCUUUAUCUACCAGUGGAGUACGCGAGCAAGUGGAAACCGCGCUAGAGCCACCUGAGGAACUGGCAUCUAGCCCGAACAGUGGUAACGUUUUGAAAGUCGAUCCAAGCUUGGUUCAAAACUCUUCAUGUCAGGCUUUCGCUGGUGCACUACAACGGCGUUUUCACAAGAUCGUACCUCGCCAAGCCAUUUCUACCUUUCAGACCAGUUCAACUGAAGCUGCUAUAGCGAAGGCCAAUGAACAGGAUAAAAAGCAUGUGCAUUUGGAUGACAAGGCACUGGAGCGCCCGACUUUGGACCAAUUCCCAAGUCUGCCUGAUAAGAAGUACGCAAUUAAAAUGGUGCGUAUGGCUCAUCAAUACUUUGCAAAGGAGUUUGGUUUGUUUUCAUUGAACGAAUUCGAAACCCGGCUAGAAGAAACUUACACCAAUUACAGGAAUCAGAAGCCGAGUUGGUUAGCCUACCUCAUGAUUACUUUUGCCGUUGGGGAACAAUUCAUCAACGAGGCAGGAGAAAAGUACAAUGUACCUGGCAUGGCCUUUUUUCUCUGUGCUUUGAAAUGUUUCCAUGAGCCUAUCGAGGAGCCUAACUUAGACUCUGUUCGGACUUUGAUUUUGAUCGCAUUUUACUCUCAGGGACUUAAUCGAAUGAAUGCAGUGUAUGCGUAUACGGGACUCGCUCUCUCCACUGCAGUAGCACAAGGUAUUCAUCGGCGGGCCAAUAACGCUCAGCUUUCACCAGCAGAGCAAGAGGCUAGAAAAAGAAUAUGGUGGACUGCAUUUCUGAUGGAUAGUUUAUGGGCUUCAAGACUUGGUUUACUUCCUCACUUCAACUCCAGUGAUAUAGAUAUUGAUCUGCCAAGCGGCGAUCUGCAUUCGCUAGACAAAUUCAAUCCAAAAUUCCUGGUGGCUAAUGCAAAACUCGCGCUCCGUAUCGGUCUUAUUACGCGAGAAGUAUACGGGUCCAAUGAAGCCAACUUUGUUACUAAUGUUCUUUCAAACUUGAAGAGCCUUGAAGAUUACUUGAGCGAUCUUGAACCGGAUCUAAGAGAGCCACCUCGAACGAUGGAAAAUAAUCGCUCCUCUGCCAAUUUACAUCUCCGUUACAAUCAACUGAUUAUUGUGACCGUACGCCCACUUUACUUUUCACUCUGGAAAAACUCAGGAGACCAACAGACUAAGGCGAUGGAAGAGGCGACUUUGAAAUGUGUAAAAGCUGCAGAAACCAAUGUCAAAUUAUUACUUCUACUUCUCAAAUCCGGAUGGUUUUCAACGUUCGGAUUUCUUGAAGCUCAGUGCUGCUUUUCAUCCAUCCUUGUCCUUCUCAUGGCGAUCACAGAGGGCAAAAGUUGUCCUGAAUUACGAACAGCUAUUUCUUUGAACGACUAUAUGUGUGAAGCUGGUAAUGUUACUGCAGUAGAUAACUACUGUCGUCUCAAGGCCUUCGGUGAUGUAGUACCGGAGCUUACAAGUGUAGAUCGACCCAGAAAGAAGCUGCGUUCUGGUAGUGGAAGUAGCGCUACAUCGGAACGUCCAAUAUAUUUUGUAGCUGAGACAGGCCUAAGUACAGACAUGGAUCCAUUGGAUGCUUUAAGUUCUGAUUUUCGGCCCCUCGAUACCAGCUUCAAUUAG